This is a messenger RNA of Bacidia gigantensis, 7122 nucleotides long. RefSeq lists its product as uncharacterized. Lineage: Eukaryota; Fungi; Ascomycota; Lecanoromycetes; Lecanorales; Ramalinaceae. The transcript is spliced from 6 exons. The record is from RefSeq and is a predicted model, not a curated record. Gene Ontology annotation, molecular function: electron transfer activity; heme binding; acyltransferase activity, transferring groups other than amino-acyl groups. Bases 1 to 7122 code for a protein of 2373 amino acids.
AUGCCUCCUUUUCGCAAACGGCGGGUGGGAACCCAGAUGCUGCAAGCGCUAGAGGUCUUUGCGCGCUCGGUAACGGCCCGUUGUUUGUGGCUGGAAACGCAGAAUGUCAAUUAUCCAGCCAUCGCAUUUUACCGAGCAGCCGGUUUUACGUUCUGCGGUUUUGAUUCGAGCCUCUACGAUCCCCAACGCCUCGCGUCGGAAGAGGUGGCUUUGUUUUUCGCCCGCUCGGUAGGCGUCGCAAGGAGCGGGCAAGCCGAUCCUGUCGAACCCGUCUUUCAGAAAAGGAGUUUCUCUAUGAAAAACACAAACGAUCUGCUGGCAAAGACACCAUGCGAUCAAGUGUCCCUCGCUUUCAGGCUGCGCGCCUGCCAAACACGCUUCCUUUGCAGCGUAUUGCUGCUCACAUCCGUGUUUCUGCUGCCCGGCCUGAUUUCGGGCAGACCCGCUUUCGGCACCGAAGUGGCGCCGAUGACCAUCGAAGAAACCAUCCACGACGCGGGAGCCAUUUUCGUCGGAACUGUGCAGAGCGAACAGACUCACUGGGGCAACGCUUCCCACCGCUGGAUGUACACCGAGUAUACGUUCAAUGUCGAAGAGGCUCCCCUGUCCGACGGCGUCGUCCAAAAGGGCGGUCAGGUGACUAUCUCUUACUGGGGUGGCACGAUUGGAAACCAGACGCAGCGCAUCGCAGACGUAGAAAUUCCUAAAGUGGGUCAGCGCUACGUGAUCAUGCUGCGCCCGGACUGGCAGACGCCCGGCUACACGCCCAUCGUUGGCCUGCACCUGGGACAGUUCCAGGUGCAGGUAGACGCGCAGAGCAAAGCGCAGUACGUCACGGAAUCGGAUGGCAGGCCGCUUUUCACGGCGGCGCAGGCCCCGCAGAUGCUGCGCCAGCGCGACAUCGGCAACAAAGAGGCGACGCCGAGAGUAACGCUCGCCAACUUCACACAGUGGAUUCGCGCCAAUCUCGCCCGCAUCAAGGCGAUGCCCGGAAAACCAAUGCCCCAGGCCGAUCCCAAAGACCCGCGCGUGAUGAAAACCUUCUCGAAAACACCCGAAGCGGAAACAACCGCCCUCGACCCGGCGAGCGAAAUUUUUGGCGAACCGAUUUCCGAACCGCAAACGCCGCCUCAGAACGAUCAGGCGCGCAUUCCAACGGUCACGAAAAACCAGAUCGAAAGCAAACCGACCCGCGAACCCGUUUCCGUGUCGCGAGCCGACCAGAUGGGGCCGAAGCCGUUCUACGUCACCUACGGCUAUACAGACCCGCCGAUUGUCGUCAAUUCCUUCCCGCACAACUGGUAUUGGUAUCCCGAAGAUCAAUACCAGAUGUCGAAGUGGAACUACUACUCCAACGAUCUUUUUCGUGUCUACACGAACCCGACCGGCAACUUUGCCUGGGGUAACGGACGCUUCGACCUCGACGGCUGGCCCGACAAUGCGACGAUGCAGAGCCAGUACGGCUAUACCUGGGGUUCCAAUACGCUAGGGAUUACGUUCGCCAAUUCCAACGGAGGUCACUUCAGCGAAGCGGACAUCGCCCUCAACCCGGCAUUCUCGUGGACGCUGGAUGACGAAUGGUGCUGGGCAAGCGGGCCUGCUCAGUCGUUCCGCGCCACGAUGCUGCAUGAACUCGGACAUAUGUUCGGCCUGGAUCACGACUUCAACUAUUUAUCCAUUAUGAACUACGCGCCGUCGGCGUUCCGCGCCUACGCCAUUCCUUACGCCGACGACGCGGAAGGCGCCCGCGCGCUUUAUCCCGGACGGGCUAUCGGGCGCAGCGAUCUGGCUAUCUACCUGUUUUACUCCGUAGGCUACCAGAAUUGGACUGACGCCAACUAUCCCAGUUCAGUGGAUGCGGGCGCGUACAUGAACAUCAACCACUUCCACAUCGAGAACACUGGAACGGCCACGAUCAACAACCCAUCCAUUCAGUGGUAUCUGACGACGUCGCUCAAUUACAGCGACCCCUACUACUAUCUGGGAACCACCAACUACAACGGCUCGAUUGCGCGCUUCAGCUACUGGGACCCGAACUCACUCAGUCUCAACCUCAGCGUGCCGACGUACGUGCCGGGCGGCAACUACUAUCUGAACGCCUACAUUCCGAACGACGACGGCGCUUCCAACUUCCCGUUCGCCAACAAUUACGGAUGGAGCCGCUUCCAGAUUACAGUCCAGCCUGCGCCGACGCUCUCCAGCAUUACGCCGACUUCAGUAUACGCCGGAUUGAGCAGCUUCUAUCUGGACGUGUAUGGAACGAACUUCCAGCCGGGCGCUGCAAUUCUGUGGAACGGCUCUUACCGCGGCACCACGUAUCUCUCGUCUACGCAUCUCUAUGCCUACAUCUCGGAUAGCGACAUUGCGAACGAGGGCAGCGUCAGCAUCAGCGUCCAGAAUCCCAGCGGCGUCACGACGGGAACAGCAACAUUGACGAUCUACGCGCCUGUUCUCGACUCCAUCAGCCCGGAUUCGGCGCUUACGGGCAGUCAGACUUUCACGAUGGACGUCUACGGAGCAGGAUUUGACUCCUCUGCGGUUGUCAACAUCGGCUCCUUCCUGUACCUGCCGCUGCCUACGACUUACCUCUCUUCGACGCACCUCCAGGCGACGGUAGAUGCGGCAUGGGUGGCUGCGCCCGGUUCCUGGGAGAUAUUCGUGUCGAACCCCAGCGGAGCCUCUACGAACGUGGCUGACCUUUACGUAGACGACCCCUCGGUGGGCGGGACGCUGACUCUGCAAGGCAUUGCUUCUGGCGCAGUGGCGCAGAAUAUCUCGUUCGAGUUCCGCCCGACGGAUGGCAGUGACCCCUUUACCAAAACGGCGUCCGUCGCUCCUGACGGAAACUUCUCACUCGGAUCGGUUCCGGCAAAAGAGUACACGGUUCACGUCAAAGGCGCAAAGUACCUCGCUUCCAACGUCACCAUCAACAUGAUUGGGGAAAACGCUUCUCUGAAUGCGUCGCUGGCGCCGGGCGACGCCAACAACGAUAACGCCUGCGAUACCAUUGACUUUGGAAUUCUGGUUGGAGCCUAUGGCGGUGACGCAAGCAUCGUCGGCAGCGGCUACGAUGCGAAUUGCGACUUUAACGGCGACGGAUUGUCGCGGCGGGAGCAGAAUCCAGAAGGAUUAUGGGCCAAACGCGGCGAACAGAAUCCCUGUGUAAAUUUUCAUGGGAAGUCGAAAAGGGACGCGGAAUUUGAGACGGCUCACUCUCAACCUGCGCCGCGAUUAGCGACUGGAGUCAGGCGUAUUCUCAACGAGGAGACAGCGGGCAAUAUGCUCUCAGGCAAACACUAUCGAAUAACGCUGUUCGCGGCCCUGGCGCUCUGCGGCCUACUGCUCGGUUUCGCUGCGUUCGGACAGGGUGAAAAUCGCCUGCUGAUAAAGCCGGAUUUCGUCCGCGAUAUUCAGCCGAUUUUCAAGGCGCGUUGCUAUGCCUGCCAUGCUGGAACGCAAAAGCAGGGCGGGCUUCGCCUCGACACAAGAGCCUUCGCAAUGCAGGGUGGCGCAGGCGGCAGGGCGUUCGCACCGGGGAGCAGCGUAAAAAGUCUGAUGCUGACGCGCCUCACCGGGCAAGACGGCAAGCCACGAAUGCCGCUGGGCUUCGCGCCGCUUUCAGAAAAGCAGACCGCUCUUAUUCGCGCCUGGGUUGAUGCGGGCGCAGCGUGGCCGGAGUCGGGCCUUGUCAGCAGGCAUUGGGCCUAUAUCCCCCCUUCGCGACCCGCAGUCCCGAAGGUCAAAAACACGGCGUGGGUACGUAAUCCCAUUGACGUCUUCACGCUGGCCCGGAUGGAACGCGUUGGGUUACAGCCGUCGCCGGAAGCCGACAAAAUUACGCUGCUGCGCCGUGUUACCCUGGACCUGACCGGACUGCCUCCCACACCGCAGGAGGUAGACGCCUUCCUCGCCGACCGCUCCCCGACCGCCUAUGAGAAGGUGGUUACCCGACUGCUGAACAGCCCGCAUUAUGGCGAACGCAUGGCGCUGCCCUGGCUCGAUGCGGCCCGUUACGCCGACAGCAAUGGCUUUCAGCAGGACGGCGACACUUAUCAGUAUGUCUGGCGGGACUGGGUGACCCGCGCCCUCAAUGCCAAUAUGCCCUUCAGCCAGUUCACCAUCCUGCAGCUCGCGGGCGAUCUGCUGCCCAACGCUACGCCUGACCAGCAACUCGCCACCGCAUUCAACCGCUGCCAUAUGCUCAACGGCGAGGGCGGAGCCAUUCCCGAAGAGCAGCGUCAUGUCAUCUUGUUCGACCGUGUGGAUGUGACAGCAACGGUCUGGCUCGGCGCGACGAUGGCCUGCGCACAGUGCCACGACCAUAAAUACGACCCGAUCACGCAGCGCGACUACUACUCCUUCAUGGCCUUUUUCAACAACGCGCCGGAGAGCGGGACGCCGCCGGGCGGAGGGCAGUACCGCAUCGCCGAUCCCUGGAUAUUCGUCGGCAGCGAGGCGGAAACCGCGAAACUCAAGGCGUUUGAAGCGCAGGUCGUCACGGCGCAGGACGAGACCGGAAACUACGAGCGCGAACACGAGGCCGAAAUACAGAGCGCGCAGGCCCUCUGGGAGGCUGAUAGCCUGAAAAAUAACAGCGCUAUCCUCCGUUUCGAUGCCGCCUACGACACCGCCUUUGAGGCGGAAAAACAGGUUGAUCUGGCAAAAACCUAUCUCGACGGUAAACUGAAAUGGGUUGCGCAUCCCGAAUGGGAGGAUGGCAAACCCUAUGUUCUGAACGGCGAGAAUACGGCGACUUACCUCACGCGCAUCCUUCAUUCCGACCGCGAAACGCUGCUCACGCUUUCGCUUGGCAGCGACGAUGCCAUCAAGGUCUGGCUGAACGGCGAAUCCGCGCUGGCCAACAAGGUAACGCGGGCCGUUGCGCCGGAUCAGGAACGGGUAACGGUUCGUCUGCAUUCCGGCGAAAAUUGCCUGCUGAUAAAGAUUGUGAACGGCGGUGGGAUCGGCGGGUUCUAUUUCAAGGCCGUUGGGGCCGGAUUACCGGAGAACGUGCUUGCCAUCAUGAAAACCCGGCCUGAAAUGCGCUCCGAAGGGGCAGCGAAACAACUGCGGGCCUACUUUCUUGCCAACGCGCCGCCCGCCGCGUUCAAGGCCCUGCGGGAGAAGCAGAAAUUGCUGGAAAUAGAGCGCGACAACUACCGCGUGACCCUGCCGAAGGUGAUGGUCAUGUCGGACGCCAUGCCGCGCAAAACGCACCUUUUGCAGCGCGGCAACUAUGAGAUGACAGGGGAAGAGACGCCGCCUGCCACGCCCGCCUUCCUGCCGCCGAUGCCGCAGGGCGCGCCCCGAAAUCGGCUUGGCCUCGCGCAGUGGCUGAUGCGCCCCGAUAACCCGCUCACGGCGCGGGUGCAGGUCAACCGCUACUGGCAACUGUUUUUCGGCGUAGGACUGGUGAAAACGUCGGAAAAUAUGGGGACGCAGAGCGACCCACCGACCCACCCGCUGCUGCUUGACUGGCUUGCGGCGGAGUUCCGAGAAAGCGGCUGGAACGUCAAACGGAUGCACCGCCUGAUAGUGACAAGCGCUACCUAUCGGCAGAGUUCUAAAGUCACUCCAUCGCUACUUUUGCGCGAUCCGGAAAACCGCCUGCUGGCGCGGGGAGCGCGGUUCCGUUUGCCCUCGCUUCUGCUGCGCGACGUCGCGCUGGCGGCAAGCGGUCUGCUUGACCGGCGCAUCGGGGGCAAACCUGUCUAUCCCUAUCAGCCGAAAGACAUCUGGGACGGCCUUUCGAUCACCAAAGAGCGCGACUUCACGUAUCCUCAAUCCACAGGGAGCGACCUCUACCGCCGCAGCCUCUACACUUUCUGGCGGCGCACCGUCGCGCCUUCUAAUAUGUUUGAUGCCUCGUUUUUUGGAAGCGCCGCCACCAGUGUUGGGAUUGCCGCGCUGGCGGGUCUGUUGCAGCAGGAAGGUUUCGCCGCCGAAACGAAAACAGCGUCGAAUAUGCCGCCGUUGCCCGGUCUGCCGCACUUUGCGCCGAAAGCGAAGCGGGUUAUUGUGCUCUGGCAGGGCGGCGCGCCAUCCCAUGUAGACUUGUUCGACUACAAACCUGGCUUGUUCGAGAAGCGCGGACAGCAGGUUCCCGAUUCUGUGCGGGCCGGAGCGCGGCUCUCUACGAUGACCGCAGGACAGAAAAACCACCCGGUUCUGCCGCCAAUCAAGCCAUUCAAGCAGUACGGCAAAUCCGGGAUGUGGCUUUCUGAGAUGCUGCCCCACAUUGGUUCCAUUGCUGACGACAUCUGUCUUGUCAAGACGAUGCGCACUGACUCGGUCAACCACGCGCCCGGCGUCGCCUUCUUCCUUACCGGCAGUCAGACCCCGGGGCGACCGAGCAUGGGCGCAUGGGCGACCUAUGGAUUAGGCAGCAUCGCCAGCGACCUGCCCGCCUUCUGCGUGAUGACUUCGACCGACGUAGGCCGGACGUGCGGACAACUUUUCUACGACUACUACUGGGGCAGCGGGUUCCUGCCUUCUGAAGUAUCAGGGCGUCCGCUUCCGAGACCAGCGUUCCGGAACUACUGGACAUUUCAGAAAGAGCCGCCGCAUAUCCUCGAAAUGUACGGGCCGGAUGUUCAGCGCAAAGGCUCUUACGCUCGCAACUGCCUGCUGGCGCGUCGGCUGAUCGAGCGCGGCGUCCGUUUCGUGCAGUUGAUGCACUCCGGCUGGGAUCAGCACAGCAACCUCAGCACUCAGUUGGAAGCGCAGUGCCGCGAUACCGAUCAGCCCUCCGCCGCGCUGGUUGCCGACCUGAAACAGCGCGGCCUGCUCGACGAUACAAUAGUACUCUGGGGCGGCGAGUUCGGGCGCACUGUCUUCGUGCAGGGUGACAUCAACAAUCCGAGUGGACAUGGGCGCGAUCAUCUUGGCUCCUGUUACAGUAUGUGGCUGGCCGGAGGGGGCUUCAAGGGCGGAAUGACUUACGGUGAAACCGAUGACUACUGCUACAACGUCGCGAAAGACCCGGUUCACAUUCAUGAUUUGCAGGCCACCCUCCUGCGCCAGUUGGGAAUUGACCACACCCGGCUGACCUAUCGUUAUCAGGGCCGCGAUUUCCGCCUGACCGAUGUUUUCGGCAGCGUCGUGAAACCGCUGAUUGCCUGA